Messenger RNA from Protopolystoma xenopodis, 924 nucleotides. The record is from the annotation of a GenBank genome assembly. Lineage: Eukaryota; Metazoa; Platyhelminthes; Monogenea; Polystomatidea; Polystomatidae.
AUGGCACCCUCUGGGCCUGGGGUCCGAAUGGUGUAUCCAGGGGGACCAGUAACUUCUGGUCAGCCGCCGCGUCCGGACGUACCACAUGCAGCAAGCCUGGCUACGGACAUUCUGCCAAACGGUUAUCAACAGCAACUGGUGAACCAGCAGAUGAGCCAGAUAAAGCAGGAUCAGCAUUUCCAUCAUCAUCAGCAAAUUCAGCAAAAUCAACAGCAGCACCAGCCACAAAAAUCUUUCCAACAGUCUCAACAAGCACAGAUGACAGGGGCAUCUGGAAGUGCCUUGGACCGUAGGAAUCAGGUGCGCAGGAUGAUUGCUCUGCACGACUACGACCCACAUGUUCUCAGUCCGAACGUGGACGUAGAGCAAGCUGGUUUACCCAUACAUUUUCAUUUUAUUCAACUCCACCAUUUUAUCGUGCUGCAGGCUGAAUUGGCAUUUCGAGCUGGCGACGUGAUCCUCGUGCACGGUGAGAUGGACGAGGACGGAUUCUACACCGGUGAGACAGUGACCGGACAGCGUGGUCUUGUGCCAUCCAACUUUCUGCAAGAGUUACCGAAGCAGCAAUCCAGGGAACAGACCUACCCCCAGCAUUGUUUACAACAGCAGCCAGAGCCACAACUGCAGCAGAUUAGACCACUCCUACAACAGCCAGACACGCAAGCUAGGGGCAGCAUAGUGGCAGCUACCCGCGACAUCCGAAAUCGCCCGGUCGGACCACGAGGGCCGCCGGCUACUGGAUACCAAAGUACAGGAAAGUCGGUCAGACCAGUGGCGCCUCAAAUAGUAGGGGCUAGACCCCAAGCAAGAACCGGGCAAUCAGGGGGACCUAGGGGAAUGACACAGACAGACGGUGGGGCUAAUGCUGGAACAGCCCACAGCCAGGGGGCGCGUGGAUCCCGAACUCGACCUUCAGUGACGUAG